AGAAAUGUCACUAAUCUUACCCAACUCAACACCACCGUUCAUCAAUCCAUUAGAUGAAAUUUCAAAUCAAGAGACACUUGGACAUGUACCAUCGGACUAUGCUCAGAUGCUCCUUUAUGGAAUUUUCGCGCUAAUCGGACUUCCAGUGAAUAUCUCAACUUUGAUAUACAUGCUAAAACGGUAUCGACAUGCAAAGUCAUUCCUACUUCUUCUCCAUAUCAACCUGAACAUUUCCGAUAUUUUGGUUCUUGGUCUAUACGUGCCUGGAUUAAUUGGGUGGCUGGUGACUUUGGAAUGGCGUGGAGGCGCAUAUCUAUGUAAAUUCAUGAGAUUCGUUGACGCCUUCGUUUUUGCGAUCAGUUCAAACAUAAUGGUAUGUAUCGCCUUGUAUCGUCUCUCGGCUCUCCGUUAUCCUCUUUGGGUGAAUGCAGUCGGACACUCAAGAGUCCCGAGAAUGCUCAUUUUAGCGUGGGCUCUUGCGGUGGUCACAAUGCUCCCACAGAUGCUUGUUUGGAAUGAAGUUCAAUUCUCGAACAUAACUCAAUGUGUGACAGUUUGGACAGAAAUAAUUAAUAAACGGGAAAAAUUGAGUGAAAGUGAGCUUCGUAACAUGAAGCUCUAUUCAAUUCAAAAUGCGACCAUCAUUUUCUAUAUUCCGUUGAUGAUUCUCGUUGCUUGUUAUGUUCUAAUUCUGAAAGAUAUUUACAAGACUCUGAAUACGGACACCGAAUGCUCUUCAGCUGCAUAUCUUUCUGAAAUGAGCUCAUCAAAGACUGGAGGAAAAGCUGCUCUUCACAAGAAGGAUCAAGAGAGUUUUGUCACCCUAACUACUCGAACAGUUCGUGGACAGGAAAAGUUUCGUCGAGCAAAAGUUCGGAGCCUCCGAAUCACACUUUUGCUCAUUUUGACGUACGCUGUCACUUGGCUUCCAUACAAUUUGCUCUCCUGGUGGAUGGUUCUUCAUUGGGAUUCGUAUCGUGAGAAUCUGGAUUCCAACUAUAUUCUGAAUUCAUUGGUGGUUCUAAACAGUGUCAUUAAUCCAUUCAUUUAUGGAAGAUGCCAGGGGAUUCGAUUCUUGUUCAAGUGUAGAGAGCGAUUGGCUGCUCCCAAAACAAAGAAGAUUUGCAAGUUAUUGCAAAACUAAGGAGGAAUGGAGUGGGACAAAAUACGGGUCAAUAAACACAUCGAGAGGUGUAGAAUAAUUGAUAAUGCAUUUUCUGAAAAUACAAUAAAGAAUAAUAAUGAUAAUUUU
This is a messenger RNA of Caenorhabditis elegans, 1252 nucleotides long. RefSeq names its product G-protein coupled receptors family 1 profile domain-containing protein (gene gnrr-2). The transcript is spliced from 7 exons. The record is from RefSeq and is marked reviewed. Gene Ontology annotation, cellular component: membrane; plasma membrane. Gene Ontology annotation, biological process: signal transduction; G protein-coupled receptor signaling pathway. The coding region runs from base 5 to 1144 and encodes 379 amino acids. Gene Ontology annotation, molecular function: G protein-coupled receptor activity. Lineage: Eukaryota; Metazoa; Nematoda; Chromadorea; Rhabditida; Rhabditidae.